AUGCGCCGGCCAACGUCCCAGGCAUUCCUGGUCUGUUUUUGGCGUCCGAAGCGGUCCUGGGAUGGGGUCUGCAGUGGUGGCCCCGACUUCCAGCCCCUUGGGCAAAUAGGGUGCAACCAUGGACCCUUGGGAGCGCGCAGCGUAAAGACGGUCGAGGGAUGUAGGGCCUCCAUGGCCCAUCCCGGGGGUUCAGAGCUGAUCCUCGAAGUGCGGGUCAUGAGAUGUCGAGUGCCCGAAGCAUCGGCCAACAACCUCCUGGGCAAACUUGAUUUGUUGAGCUUCAUCCAGAAAGAUGAUCGCAGGCGAUUCGCGAAGCAAAUAUCUGCUUCCUUCUCACGCCCUCCGGAAGAAGUCAUCGCAGCUCAUCAGGUGUAUACUGCUGUGAGAGGAUUUGAGCGAUGCCCAAGAACAUGGGUAGCGAGUCGGGAACGUGCCUUGGUCUUCCCUGUCGCUCUGUCGCGCAAGUCCCAAAGUCCAGCAAACUAG
Molecule: messenger RNA, 486 nt
Organism: Symbiodinium natans
Lineage: Eukaryota; Dinophyceae; Suessiales; Symbiodiniaceae
Source: the annotation of a GenBank genome assembly